Molecule: messenger RNA, 3301 nt
Organism: Sander lucioperca (pikeperch)
Lineage: Eukaryota; Metazoa; Chordata; Actinopteri; Perciformes; Percidae
Product: mucin-5AC-like
Exons: 14
Coding region: 495-3077 (860 amino acids)
Source: RefSeq, a predicted model, not a curated record
CAGUCAACGUGAUUUCACCGCCAGUCAACGUGACCUCACCACCAGUCAACGUGACCUCACCACAAGUCAACGUGACCUCACCACCAAUAAUCACAACUAUUGGCACUCCAACUACAACCCCAUCAGCUGUCACAAAAACAGAGCCAAUAAUUCAGAUUGGAUUUAAGUUAAAGCAAAAUUUUACAUCACAACUUACAGACAAAUUCUCACCAGAGUUCAAGCAAUUAGAAAACAUAGUAACCACAGCGCUCAACACCGUUUAUUCACAAAAAUAUGGAGCUGUCUUCAAUCGAACUGUCAUCAACAGCUUCAGUCAAGGUUCCGUUGUGGUUGAUGCUCAGCUGAUAUUCAAUAAUGCCAGUGCUGCCAAUGCCAGUGCUGUGGCAAAUGUGCUGGUGGAGGCAACGUCAAACAGUUCCAACUUCUCCCUUCCAUUGGAUGCAUCAAGCGUUGUUGCAAUACAAAUAAGUACAACAGCUGCACCUACAUUAGUCAUGACUUCACCACCAGUCAACGUGACCUCACCAGCAGUCAAUGUGACCUCACCACCAGUCAACGUGACUUCAACACCAGUCAUCAUGACCUCACCACCAGUCAACGUGACCUCACCACCGGUCAACGUGACAUCACCACCGGUCAACGUGACAUCACCACCGGUCAACGUGACCUCACCACCAGUCAACGUGACUUCAACACAAGUCAAUGUGACAUCACCACCUGUCAACGUGACUUCACCACCAGUCAACGUGACAUCACCGCCAGUCAACGUGACCUCACCACCAUUGAACGUGACUUCACCACCGGUCAACGUGACCUCACCACCGGUCACCGUGACUUCACCACCAGUCAACGUGACAUCACCACAAGUCAACGUGACUUCACCGCCAGUCAAUGUGACCUCACCACCAGUCAACGUGACAUCACCACCAGUCAACAUGACCUCACCACCAGUCAACGUGACCUCACCACAAGUCAACGUGACCUCACCACCAAUAAUCACAACUAUUGGCACUCCAACUACAACCCCAUCAGCUGUCACAAAAACAGAGCCAAUAAUUCAGAUUGGAUUUAAGUUAAAGCAAAACUUUACAUCACAACUUACAGACAAAUCCUCACCAGAGUUCAAGCAAUUAGAAAACAUAGUAACCACAGCGCUCAACACCGUUUAUUCACAAAAAUAUGGAGCUGUCUUCAAUCGAACUGUCAUCAACAGCUUCAGUCAAGGUUCCGUUGUGGUUGAUGCUCAGCUGAUAUUCAAUAAUGCCAGUGCUGCCAAUGCCAGUGCUGUGGCAAAUGUGCUGGUGGAGGCAACGUCAAACAGUUCCAACUUCUCCCUUCCAUUGGAUGCAUCAAGCGUUGUUGCAAUACAAAUAAGUACAACAGCUGCACCUACAUUAGUCAUGACUUCACCACCAGUCAACGUGACCUCACCAUCGGUCAAUGUGACCUCACCACCAGUAAACGUGACUUCAACACCAGUCAUCAUGACCUCACCACCAGUCAACGUGACCUCACCACCGGUCAACGUGACAUCACCACCGGUCAACGUGACAUCACCACCGGUCAACGUGACCUCACCACCAGUCAACGUGACUUCAACACAAGUCAAUGUGACAUCACCACCUGUCAACGUGACUUCACCACCAGUCAACGUGACAUCACCGCCAGUCAACGUGACCUCACCACCAUUGAACGUGACUUCACCACCAGUCAACGUGACCUCACCACCGGUCAACGUGACAUCACCACCGGUCAACGUGACAUCACCACCGGUCAACGUGACCUCACCACCAGUCAACGUGACCUCACAACCAGUCAACGUGACCUCACCACCAGUCAACGUGACCUCACCACAAGUCAACGUGACCUCACCACCAAUAAUCACAACUAUUGGCACUCCAACUACAACCCCAUCAGCUGUUACAAAAACAGAGCCAAUAAUUCAGAUUGGAUUUAAGUUAAAGCAAAAUUUUACAUCACAACUUACAGACAAAUCCUCACCAGAGUUCAAGCAAUUAGAAAACAUAGUAACCACAGCGCUCAACACCAUUUAUUCACAAAAAUAUGGAGCCUUAUUCAAUCGAACUGUCAUCAACAGCUUCAGUCAAGGUUCCGUUGUGGUUGAUGCUCAGCUGAUAUUCAAUAAUGCCAGUGCUGCCAAUGCCAGUGCUGUGGCAAAUGUGCUGGUGGAGGCAACGUCAAACAGUUCCAACUUCUCCCUUCCUUUGGAUGCAUCAAGCAUUGUUGCAAUACAAUUAAGUACAACAGCUGCACCUACAUUAGUCAUGACCUCACCACCAGUCAGCGUGACCUCACCACCAGUCAAUGUGACCUCACCACCAGUCAAUGUGACUUCAACACAAGUCAAUGUGACAUCACCACCUGUCAACGUGACUUCACCACCAGUCAACAUGACUUCACCACCAGUCAACGUGACCUCACCACCGGUCAACGUGACAUCACCACCGGUCAAUGUGACCUCACCACCAGUCAACGUGACUUCACCACCAGUCAAUGUGACUUCAACACCAGUUCCCAAUGUUACAGCAGCUUCAACUGCAGCUUCUACUGGUACAGCUCCUAAUGUGACAUUUGCUUCCAGCACUACUACAACUACAGUAACUACCACCACUGCAUCAAUAAAUCCUCCUACAUCUAGUGAGGGAACCCUUGGGCUUAAGUUUAGUCUCAACCAAACAUUUACAUCAGAUCUUUCAGACUCAUCCUCCACGGCAUAUCAGACUUUGGCUGCAAAAGUGAUCCAAGAGGUAAACAAAGUGGCUAAAGCUCUCUAUGGAUCAUCUUUCAGACGCUCCUUCAUUAAUUCAUUCACGAGUGGAUCAGUGAAAGUGGACAUGACCCUUGUGUACACAGAUAAAAACUCAGUUCCUUCAGCAAGCAUUGCAACUUCACAAUUCAGCAAUCAACUUACGAACAGCUCUACUCUGAACAUUAUAUCAGGCAGCGUUUCUGCACAGUCAACAGCAUUAAGCAGUUCUCCUCGAUGCACAAUGGGCUCUUUGGCAGUCUUUUCACUAACACUGCUGGCUGUGGCACAGAUGCUAAUAGACUUAUAACUGACUAGGCCAGUAGCUUCUAGUAUGCUAUCAAGUGUGGAAAAAAGCAAAAACAAAAGACAUAAGUGUGCAUAAUGACAUUUACCAAGAUAAUGUGGUAAAAAGAUGUGCACUGUGUCAAAGAUUGAGACAGUUUUUCAGUAUUUUCCACAUUUGAUGUUACAAUAACUUGUAUUUUAAUUCCAUUUUGUUUGAAUAACUAAUCAUUGAGAUUGUAAGUAAUU